AUUUUCUAUAGAGGAACAAAAAUGUUCUUUCUUCUUCACUUUUAAAAGUAGAGGAACUAAGUUUGUGCUUAACCCACUGCAGAAAUCUUCUUGCGGUUGUAUACACGCAUCGUUAAAAAUGGAAGUUGGGAACGAAGACAAAUCACCGAUGCACUACUUAUUAAAGGUAAAGUCAUUCUCCCAACUGUCAGAAGUACUUUCAGAAACUACAGAGAAAAGAUGUGAAUCUACAACCUUUGUAGCAGGGAGAUAUAAAUGGAAGCUGGUUCUUUACCCAGUCGGUGACCGUGCAAGAAAUGGGGAUGGACAUAUAUCUCUCUACCUAAUGAUUGUUGAAACUAGAACUUUACCUCGUGGAUGGACUGUACAUGCUAAUUUCCAAUUUUUUGUGUAUGAUCAUAUUCAAGACAGGUUUUGUACCUUUGGAGGUUCCGAUGCAAAAAUUAGCUGUUUUCAUGCCAUGAAAACUGAAUUAGGAUUUCCAAGAUUACUCUCUCUUGAAGAUUUUAAGGACCCCUCUACAGGAUUUCUUGUUGGGGACACAUGUUUUUUUGGCAUACAAGUUUUAGUUCAAGACUAUAUUGAAAAUCUAGAAUGUUUGCCAACGUCUAAAGGUGAAGACAAAACAUUAUCCUGGAAAAUUCGACACUUCUCUGAGCAAAAUGAGGAAAUGAUUGAAUCUGAGAGUUUUAUUGCUGGAGGAUUUGAAUGGGUUGUGCAGCUAUAUCCAAAAGGAGAUCCAAUUUCUAAGAGAAACUCUGGAGGACAUUUAUCAAUAUAUUUGAAGUUAAAGGAUAGCACUGCUGAGAGUGAACUAGCCUGUGCUCGGUGUUCGCUGGUAAUAAAGGACCAGUACUAUGACGACCAUCUGUCCUUUACAGCUACUGCUAUUGGCUCUAGCUUCAAGUAUGGACGGGGUUGGCCUCAGUUCAUAACCUUGAGUCGUCUUCAGAACCCAGCUAAUGGUUUUCUUGUAGGUGAUACGCUAAUAGUUGAAGCUAAGGUGGAAGCUAUUUCCAAAUUGCAGAACUCCUGAAGUGUGGACCAUGAUGUGAGUAUUUAAGGGAGCUAAAUAACAUUGAUGACAGCAGUAUGUCUAAUCUCAUGUGAAUAUUGUUAAAUAAAAGUUCACGUACAAU
This is a messenger RNA of Rubroshorea leprosula, 1139 nucleotides long. The record is from the annotation of a GenBank genome assembly. Lineage: Eukaryota; Viridiplantae; Streptophyta; Magnoliopsida; Malvales; Dipterocarpaceae.